UGCGCUUCACGAGAAAGCACAGGAAUCGCAGAGGCUGCGUGAGGAACAUAGUCAAAGGGCAACGCGACCGGUAAAGUGGGCGGGUUGUCGUCCGCGCCUUGUUACAGGCGGGAGGUAGGGGAUGAACUUGUCGGCCUCCGUGGGCCCCUCUUCCUCUGGCCGCCAUCGCCAUCAUGGCCACGAUAGAACAGGAGUUCCAAGAGAUCGACGCCGCGAACGACUGGCAGCCCCGCUACCAGGAUAUUCGUAACCAAUCCAAGGAUUAUCCACAUAAAGUUGCAAAGUAUCCAGAAAACCGAAAUCGAAACAGAUACAGAGAUGUUAGUCCAUAUGAUCACAGUCGAGUCGUACUGCAGAAUACAGACAAUGAUUACAUCAAUGCAAGCUUGGUGGUUAAUGAAGAAGCCCAAAGAAAUUAUAUUUUAACACAGGGUCCACUUCCUAACACAUGUUGCCAUUUCUGGUUAAUGGUAUGGCAACAGAAGACCAAAGCAGUUGUCAUGUUAAACAGAAUUGUUGAGAAAGAUUCGGUAAAAUGUGCUCAGUACUGGCCCACGAAAGAGGAGGACAUCAUGAUGUUCAAAGAAACAGGAUUUUGUGUGAGGCUAAAAUCUGAAGAUGUUAAAUCCUACUAUACAGUACGACAACUUCAGCUAGAAAAUAUCAGUAAUGGAGAGUGCAGGAUGAUAUUCCAUUUUCAUUAUACUACAUGGCCAGAUUUUGGAGUUCCUGAGUCCCCAGCUUCAUUCCUCAACUUCUUGUUUAAAGUCAGAGAAUCUGGAUCUCUGAGCCCUGAGCAUGGGCCUGCAGUCAUUCACUGUAGUGCUGGAAUAGGGCGCUCUGGUACAUUUUCAUUGGUAGAUACGUGUCUUGUCCUGAUGGAAAAAAGGAAAGACCCAUUUUCUGUAGACAUUAAACAAGUAUUACUAAAUAUGAGGAAAUACCGAAUGGGACUUAUUCAGACUCCUGAUCAGCUAAGAUUUUCAUAUAUGGCUGUAAUAGAAGGGGCCAAAUAUAUAAUGGGUGAUUCUACUAUACAGAAUCAAUGGAAGGAACUUUCAAAGGAGGACCAAGCACCAAGUUCUGAACACUCUUCUCCAUACACAGCCAAACUUCCAGCGGAGAAAUACAACGGGAACAGUCUGGGGUUUGAAAAUCAGGAACAAACUGAAGAUCUCAUUGAUGCAGAGCUGACUUCUACAGUUCAGAAUACUGCAGAUGCAAAUGCUGACAUUGCUGUUCGGAAACGGCUGAGAGAGGACAGAAAAGCUAACACAGCACAGAAGGUGCAGCAGAUGAAACAUAGGCUGAGUGAAGCUGAAAGAAAAAGAAAAAGGCAGAGAAUGACGGACACCUAACUCUCCAAGACUUGUGAAUAUUCUGCAGCUAUAAAUUGCAUUCUAUUGGCAUGCAAAGCAGGACAUGACCCCUCGCCAAGAACAAAAGUGAGGUCUGAGCAAUACCCAGGUGGCCUCACAAGUAUCUGUUUACAACGUAAACACCAACCAGGGAAUGAUGUAUACCACCAGCAAGAGAUGUUGCAAAA
Molecule: messenger RNA, 1546 nt
Organism: Gekko japonicus
Lineage: Eukaryota; Metazoa; Chordata; Lepidosauria; Squamata; Gekkonidae
Gene: PTPN2
Product: protein tyrosine phosphatase, non-receptor type 2
Exons: 10
Coding region: 174-1358 (394 amino acids)
Biological process (GO): protein dephosphorylation
Molecular function (GO): protein tyrosine phosphatase activity
Source: RefSeq, a predicted model, not a curated record